UAGAUGGUAAAAUUCAGUUGCGUAUAAAAACCUCUAAGUAGAUCACUGAAAGUCACAGUUUUUCAAAUCCAUUGGAGCGCUUAACAAAGACAUCAAAAUGUUCAAAUUCAUCGUCUUUGCCUCUUUCUUGGCUUAUGCCUUCGCUGCCAUAGGCCACUCUUCCGUCGGCGAUGAAUAUCAUGCCGAAAUUGUCCAUUUGAAAUCGGAUGUACGCAAAGAUGGCUAUGACUUCGCUUUGGAGACCUCCAAUGGCAUUCACGAGCAGGCUUCAGGUGAUGGCUAUGGCAACGUGCAUGGUUCUUAUGAAUAUGUCUCACCCGAAGGUGAACACGUCAAGGUUAGCUAUGUUGGCGAUGAGUAUGGUUAUCAUCCUGAAGGUGAUGUCUUGCCUACUCCCCCUCCAGUUCCAGAAGCCAUAUUGAGAGCAAUUGAAUACAUUCGUACCCAUCCUCCAAAGGAAGUAAGCAAGUUCCAUUAGAAUAAUACCAUUGGGGAUGAAAUAAACGAUAUUGCAAAAUGAA
Messenger RNA from Stomoxys calcitrans (stable fly), 521 nucleotides. Its product is annotated as larval cuticle protein 2-like. Gene Ontology annotation, cellular component: chitin-based extracellular matrix. Gene Ontology annotation, molecular function: structural constituent of chitin-based larval cuticle. The record is from RefSeq and is a predicted model, not a curated record. Bases 98 to 478 code for a protein of 126 amino acids. NCBI's taxonomy places the organism in Eukaryota, Metazoa, Arthropoda, Insecta, Diptera, Muscidae. The transcript is spliced from 2 exons.